Molecule: messenger RNA, 2694 nt
Organism: Cataglyphis hispanica
Lineage: Eukaryota; Metazoa; Arthropoda; Insecta; Hymenoptera; Formicidae
Product: putative sodium-dependent multivitamin transporter
Exons: 9
Coding region: 860-2527 (555 amino acids)
Biological process (GO): transmembrane transport; sodium ion transport
Cellular component (GO): membrane
Molecular function (GO): symporter activity
Source: RefSeq, a predicted model, not a curated record
CAAAUUAAGAAUAACAUGGUAUUCGGCCUUGGCGGCGUAAACAUUAGCGCUCUAUUGUUUAUGUUUUACGACUUUGUUAUCAUUUACGCGACGACACAUGAAUAGUAUUGUAAUAGUGGGAGAAGCUACGUCACAAAUUCCUUUCCUAUAAUACUUCAUCAUUCACGCGACAACACUCGAACAGAAAAGUAGUGAUGCGGGACGCUCCACAUCUUUCUUUUCCAAUCGCGAUCGCGCCAACUAUUAUAUACGUUUACAUACAUUAAAUCAUACUAUUAUUAAUAUUCGACAAUUUGAAACGUCAAAAUAUUUCUGCAACAUAUUAUCAAUAACAAAGUGUUCGAUCUUAGUGACGUAUACCGCGCUAUUGUUUAUAUGUUACGACCUUGUUAUCAUUCGUACGGCGACACUCUAGCACUGAAGUAGUGGUGCGAAACGUUUCGUAUAUUGUCAAAUUUUUCCUUUAAACGCGAUAGUGAUUAAUAUCAAAACAUAAUUCGCUAUUAUUACAAAAUUAACGAUCAAUUAAUUUUUGACAAAUGACACAAAAUUGCCGCGAUGAUAAAUCUCAAUGAUAAAUCGAAGCGCUGUGCAUACGAUUGGAAAAGCUAUACAAAGUGUCCAGCAAUCACUAUUCGAAUAAUUGUAAUUAAUUGUGUUUUCACGAGUAAGUGUAAGUGCUGUGUGUAUACAACAAAAGAACGAGAGAGGAAAAACUUUGGAAAAGCAUUAGACGACAGAGCGAUGAUAACGUAGCCUUAAAACAAAUCUCCGCUGUUGCGCAUCAGUGCCAACAUCAAUUACCGGGAGCGAAACCCACAGAUUGCAAUGGCAGGAUUAUCUUGUGAUUAGCGUAAUCAUGUUAAUUUCCGUCAUCAUAGGGAUUUACUAUCGAUUCAGCGGUGGUCGACAACGUACGGCAGAGGAAUACUUUACUGCGGACAGUUCGAUGGGUGUCCUUCCUCUCUCGAUCGCCAUGAUGGCCUCCCACAUAUCGGCAAUUAGUAUGCUCGGAAUGAGUGGGGAAACUUAUAUCCGCGGCAUGUUUCUUGUAAUAUUAUAUCUGAGCGGUAUUUUCACCGUGCCAAUCAUAGCCUUCUGCUAUCUACCAGUCUUUUUCGAGGUGCAGGUCGUAAGCAUCUACGAGUAUCUGGAGAAACGAUUUGGAUUAUAUGUGCGAUUGCUGGUAAGCGCGGCAAAUUUUAUCGAGACGAUGUUACUGACCGGUGUGAUGCUGUAUGCUCCUUCAUUAGCUCUCGAGGCCACCGCAGGAUUAUCGAGUCUUAUGAGCAUCUUGGUACUCGCCACAAUUUGUACCUUCUAUUCCACGAUAGGUGGUAUCAAAGCAGUACUAGUCACCGAUAUCUUCCAGGGCUUGCUUAUGAUCGUUGCUCUUAGCGUUAUCAUCUUAAUUGUUGCUAUGGAGAUUGAUGGAGGAAUCGGUGGUAUUUGGCGUAUUGCUCUGGAAGGGAAUCGACUUGAUGUCUCCAACGUGAGUUUGGAUCCAACUGUUCAGUACACGUGGUGGAGUCUUUUGAUCGGCGGAGGAUCGAUAAGUCUAUCUUUUCUUGCAGUGAAUCAAGUGCAAGUUCAACGUUUAAUGACUGUUAAAAGCGCAAAAGUGGCUAUGAAUGCCCUACUGCUGUGUGGUCCUUUCAUCGCACUAGUAGGUUUCUUAACAUGUUUCACCGGAUUGGCUCUAUAUGCAAUCUACAGGGAAUGCGACCCUGUGGCCUCCGGAAAGAUCACUACCUACGACAAAAUAGUGCCGUUUUUCACUGCGGAGAGAUUGUCACCUGGAUUGAUCGGACUGAUCGUAUCCGGCAUUUUCAGCGCUAGCUUGAGCACGAUUUCUGCUAUGAUGAACUCGUUGGCGGCGGUGGCGCUCGAGGAUUACGUUAAGCCGCUGCAUCGAAAGUUCGGGGUGGACUUUUCUGAUAAGAAAGCCACCUUCACAGCCAAAACUCUUACUUUUUUAAAUGGCAUUAUUUGCCUGUUCUUAGCAUUGUUGGCGAAGACGAUGGGUAGGCUGGUUGCCGUCGCCUUUAGCAUCCACGGAGCUAUUGGCGGACCCAUUCUGGGUAUCUUCACUCUCGGAAUGUUGUGUGAGAGUGCUAACGAGAUAGGAACCAUCAUUGGCAUGAUUACGGCGUUGAUCGUUUGUAUGUGGGCCGCUUUUGGGCAUCCGAAACCACCCGUCCCGGCGUUACCGGUAUCGAUCGAAGGGUGCGCGAAUUCUUCAGCAUUGAUGCUCGCUGAACAGAUGAAGCUCAACAGUACUGUAGAAGCAGACGAAUCGUCGUAUUUCUACCUCUAUCGUAUCUCCUAUUUAUGGUAUAAUCCUAUGGGAUUGAUAAUUACUUUAGUGGUUGGAUACACGGCGAGCUAUGUAGUACGGCUUAUUCAACGCGGAAGCAUUAUUGAACAUGAUCCAAGUUUGUUUAUGCCAUUUGUGGCCGCCAGGAUCAGACGGCGACGCCAAGACGCGCAGAAAACUACAAACAGCCAGAUCUUUGUUCUAUCCUAGCCAUAUAAAAUGAGGCUUUUUUAGUUAAAUAUGAUAAAUAAUUAUUUAUAAAUGAAUAUAUGUUACACAGGUCGAGCGAACGAUAAAAUGAUCCAGGGUGCUUAAUACUAUAAAGAUAAUUGACUGAUUCUGUUAUUGUAAGAAAAUAAAGCUAAAAAUGAAGCUUA